This is a messenger RNA of Botrytis porri, 2710 nucleotides long. RefSeq lists its product as uncharacterized. Gene Ontology annotation, biological process: carbohydrate metabolic process; fungal-type cell wall organization. The record is from RefSeq and is a predicted model, not a curated record. Gene Ontology annotation, molecular function: glycosyltransferase activity; hydrolase activity, hydrolyzing O-glycosyl compounds. NCBI's taxonomy places the organism in Eukaryota, Fungi, Ascomycota, Leotiomycetes, Helotiales, Sclerotiniaceae. The coding region runs from base 590 to 1924 and encodes 444 amino acids. Gene Ontology annotation, cellular component: fungal-type cell wall. The transcript is spliced from 3 exons.
UCCUUCCCCCCUAUCCCACUUCUUUCUCCAAAAUCUAUCCGUUGUUCAAAGACGUAGGUAGAUCAAGAAAAGUAUUCACGACAUCAUUCGUUAUUCGUUGUUGAGUCCUAUUGUUGUUCUCUUGUCAUUUUUCUCGUCAAUCACAUUCGCUUGGGAAUCCAUUCUUCCAUUACACUACAUCUGCCAAGCAAGCAAGAGCAAUUUAAUAAUCCUUCAAUUUUGGACGAAUUUCAAGGGAAGGCACCAUACGAAGAAACAGUUAAUGCACAUAAAACGGCCGACCGACAGAUUUCAUAUUACGACAAGGAAAGAAUCAGGGGAUUCUAGUGUUUCGCGGGGAACUACAACUUUACUACCCAAUCUUCGAACGAGAAAUUCAAUCACACCCAGCACAUACUUAUUCACUCGAUACGAGAAUAUUUUAAGUACAAUAAGUCGUUGAUCUUAUUACACUUCUAUCGUGGACCUUUUAUAUUUCUUUGAUAGUUCAUCGUACUAUUCGUACUACCUUAAGACCCCUCGAUAUCGCCGAUCGCUUCGAUAUCAAUUUGGGCGGCUCUCUUUUUUGACUUCUGCAUAUACAUACGAAAUGGUUGGAAAAUCAGCAUUAUUGUCCGUCCUGGCGUCAGCCUCGGUGGCGUUCGCUGCUUGCAGUCUUGACAGUCAUUGUCCCGAAGAAACUCCAUGUUGCUCUCAAUAUGGAGAAUGUGGUACUGGUGCAUAUUGUUUAGGAGGUUGUGAUCCUCGAAUGUCAUUCUCUGUCGAUUCCUGCGUUCCCGAACCCGUCUGCGAGAGCGCUUCAUAUACAUUUACGAGCAUGGAUGGAAUAACUUCAAACAUAAAAUACUUGGGUGAUGCAUCAAAGUCAAAUUGGGUUUAUAGUGGAAGUCCAGUUAUCUACAAUGACAAUGUGUUGUUGACUAUGUCGGCAAACUCGGUCGGAACGGUUAUGGCAUCUUCGACUUAUAUGUGGUAUGGAAAUGUAAAGGCAAAGUUCAAGACUAGUAGAGGUCGGGGUGUGAUUACGGCUUUUAUUCUUUUCUCGGACGUCAAGGAUGAAAUCGAUUACGAAUUUGUUGGUUCGGAAUUGACCACUGCUCAAUCCAACUAUUAUUUCCAGGGUAUUACAAAUUAUGACAACGAGUUAAAUAUCACUCUUUCCGAUACAUAUGCCAAUUAUCACGAGUACGAAAUCGAUUGGACUCCUGAUGAGAUUACUUGGCUUGUAGAUGGACAGGUUGGACGUACAAAGAAGCGUGCAGAUACUUGGAAUGCAACCGCAAACCAAUGGAACUUCCCACAAACUCCCGCUCGAGUCCAACUCUCUCUUUGGCCCGGUGGUCUCGCAAGUAACGGUGCUGGAACUAUCGCUUGGGCAGGUGGUGAAAUUGACUGGAAUUCUGAGGAUAUUAAAGACAACGGUUACUACUAUGCCGCUUUUGAAUCGGUUGACAUUUCAUGUUACAACGCAAAAUCUGCUCCAGGAACCAAUUCCGGAAAGUCAUACUAUUAUAACAGUGCUUUGGGAACCAAUAACACCGUCAUUGAUUCAAACAACGCAACUAUCCUCUCCUCACUCUUGGCUACUGGAACAAAUAUGACCGCGGGAGAAUCAGCAGCAGCUUCCGGUUCAACUGCUGUUUCCACUGCCGCAACAGUACCUGGACUUACAGGUUCGGGUGGUGGAGGAGUUGGAGAUGACCAUUCUGGUGAUGACAGUAGCAGUAUUGAUUCUAGCUCGGGAUCAGCAACUUCAUCCUCCAGUGGUUCAUCUUCAACUGGCAGCAGUGGAUUUUCCCAAGGAGAUGGCUCUACCACUACUAGCAAAAGCAGUGCAGAUAGCCUCGUUGCAAAUCAAGAACGAGUCCUCAAAGGCAGUGUAUUUGCAGGAAUUGUGGCAGUCGUUGCUAUGAUGGCUUUGUAAAGUACUGCAUUAUCGCAUACGUCAGGGGUCCUUUUUUGGCAUUUGCAUUUUUGAAAAUUAGCUUGGCAUUGGGUUGGGGGUUUACUUACAUUAUAACAGCUUGAACAUUUUUUUUCCACAGUUCCCUGUUUUUGUUAUGUUUUGAUGGUAGAUAUGGAGAGUGGAGUGGUUGAUACCUCACUUAAUGGCGUUUUUAGCUGUCCGUUCCUUUUUAAGAGGGUGGUUAGCAGGCUAGGGGUUUUUUUUAAUCACAGUUUAUUCUUGUGAAUAGUUUUUUUUGGUUGGUGGAUUAGGAUGGAUGAAGGACACCUUGAUAGAUGAUGACUCAAGAUGAGAUCAGAUGAGACGAGUUAGUGGGAUGUUGAAACGAUACGAGAUGAGAUGAUGGAUAAUGGAUAAUAAAUCCUCCGACUCGAAUAACCUUGGGUUAACUCGAAAUAGGUAUUCAAAUCACACUUUCGAGCGAUUAUUACAAAUACAUUGAGAUUUUAAGAAUUUGAUUCAUGAUUGAAUUCUGAGUUUGAGUAUUGAAGUGAGAUUGGAUUUGUAUGAGUGAGUAAUGAGGGGUUUACAUAUAAUUUGAAUUGAUGCAUGUACAGAAAGCGGAAUUCUAUUAAUGGAUGGAUAGUGACAUUGAGGGUAUGGAAUGUAUGUUUCGGAAUUGAGUUGAAGGGGAGAGUUUAAGUGUACUCUGUACUAUAUUGAUGACUUAUUAACGUAGUUUAUCAGUGUGUGCACCAUAUCAGUGCGUGCACCACUUCAAAAUACACCAAAAUUAAUCUUUUA